Molecule: messenger RNA, 633 nt
Organism: Saccharomyces mikatae IFO 1815
Lineage: Eukaryota; Fungi; Ascomycota; Saccharomycetes; Saccharomycetales; Saccharomycetaceae
Gene: SHR3
Product: Shr3p
Exons: 1
Coding region: 1-633 (210 amino acids)
Biological process (GO): endoplasmic reticulum to Golgi vesicle-mediated transport
Cellular component (GO): endoplasmic reticulum membrane
Source: RefSeq, a predicted model, not a curated record
AUGUUUUCAUAUUCAGAUUUUUGUGCUAUCGGCACGGCCAUGAUUUUAUCAGCCACCACGUUCCUAAUGGGUGUUUUCUUCAGUAACAUGCCAUAUGACUAUCAUCUUUUGUUCAAUCCUAACGCCACUCAAGAGCAUUUCGAUUUGGCUUUGAAACAUUACCAAACUUUACAUGAGACACCACUGUCUGUCAUUGUUACUUUAAGCGUUGUUGCGGGGAUUGGUUUAAUUGGUGGUACGAUCAAAAUUUUCAAGCCAAACCCUGAAUUGCAAAUGUUUGAGUACUGUUCGUUAGGUUUGUACGUUUUGGCUAUCUGCGUUUUCCUUACCAACGUGAAAACUGGUAUUGAUUGUUCCGUCAGCCAUAAGUGGGGGGAAGUUACCGAAAAUCAAGGUUUGGCAGUUAUUGCUUCAUCCAACAUAAUCUUACUGGUUAUGUUUGCCGGUGUUAUCAUCCUGCAAAUUGGCUUAUGGUACAGUAACUGGGAUCUGCAAAAAAGGUUAAAGAAAUUCUAUGCUGAGGAAGAAAGAGAAGCCACCAAUUCCGGUAAAAAGACUGAAAAAGUUGAAAAAGUGAGAAGGAAUGAUACCAAAUCCAAGGGUGCACAGAAAAGAAAACCUGCUAAAAAAUAG